Molecule: messenger RNA, 2171 nt
Organism: Danio aesculapii
Lineage: Eukaryota; Metazoa; Chordata; Actinopteri; Cypriniformes; Danionidae
Gene: gabrg1
Product: gamma-aminobutyric acid type A receptor subunit gamma1
Biological process (GO): regulation of postsynaptic membrane potential; signal transduction; nervous system process
Cellular component (GO): neuron projection; postsynapse; GABA-A receptor complex
Molecular function (GO): benzodiazepine receptor activity; transmitter-gated monoatomic ion channel activity involved in regulation of postsynaptic membrane potential; GABA-gated chloride ion channel activity
Source: RefSeq, a predicted model, not a curated record
GCUCAGCAGAACACGCUGGAUGAACGCAGCGGUGCCGCAAUCAGCGAAAUCCCGCAUUCUCCAUUCACAUCCACGCCGCGUCUGCUGCUGCUGCCUCACAUAAACAGAAAGCUAUAGCAUUUGUCAUAGACAGCAGCUGACAGCAUACAGCUGCAAGAACCGCAUCGCUUGGACCUCACAGAGGUUUGAUCGCCUUUUAAGCUCCAAUUCAAUCUGGAGAUCGUUUGGUUUUAAACCGAGCGCGCGCACGAUGGUUCAUCUGCAUCCCCGCCGAAGAAAAGGGGCACUGGUUUGGCUGUUGCCCGGUCUGCUUGGAGUCUGCAUGGCAUUUGGCCCAAGCAAAGCAGAGGAGGAAGAUUAUGAGGACGUCCCUAUAAAUAAAACAUGGGUUUUAUCACCAAAGGUCUACGAGAGCGAUGUCACCCUUAUCCUAAACAAAUUACUGCAAGGUUAUGACAACAAACUGAGACCGGAUAUCGGAGUGAGACCGACAGUGAUUGAGACGGCAGUGUACGUGAACAGCAUAGGCCCAGUAGACCCCAUCAACAUGGAGUACACCAUAGACAUCUUCUUUGCUCAGACGUGGUACGACAGCAGACUCAAAUUCAACAGCUCAAUGAAACUCCUCAUGCUCAACAGCAACAUGGUCGGAAAAAUCUGGAUUCCUGACACGUUUUUCCGCAACUCACGUAAAUCUGACGCCCACUGGAUCACCACACCCAAUCGCCUUCUGCGGCUCUGGAGCAAUGGAAGAGUCAUGUACACUCUAAGGUUGACAAUUAAUGCGGAAUGCUACCUUAAGCUGCAUAACUUUCCCAUGGACGAACAUUCGUGCCCUUUGGAGUUUUCGAGCUAUGGGUAUCCAAGAAUGAGAUCCAGUUAUAGAUGGCAGCGUCGUUCUGUUGAGGUUGCAGACCAGCGGUACUGGAGGCUUUACCAGUUUGCCUUUGUGGGAUUAAGAAACUCUUCUGAUGUGGCAAACACUCAGUCUGGUGAAUAUGUGGUUAUGACCAUUUUCUUCGACCUGAGCCGGAGAAUGGGCUACUUCACCAUCCAGACCUACAUCCCCUGCAGUAUGAUUGUGGUUUUGUCAUGGGUCUCUUUCUGGAUUAAUAAGGACGCUGUACCAGCCAGAACAUCAUUAGGCAUCACAACUGUGCUCACCAUGACAAUGAGCACCAUCUCAAGGAAGUCCUUGCCGAAGGUGUCAUAUGUGACGGCCAUGGAUCUCGUUUCUGUGUGCUUCAUCUUCACCUUCGCUGCCCUGAUGGAAUAUGGGACUCUGCAUUACUUUACAAGCAAUCGACAGAACAAGAAGACCAAGUCAAGCCAUGCACAGAAACCCAGCAUGGUUAACAUCAGACCGGGGACAUCUCUGCUGCAAAUGAACAAUAUUGCUCCCUACCACGAGGAUGACGAUUACGCGUAUGAGUGUCUGGAUGGAAAAGACUGCACCAGUUUCUUCUGCUGCUUCGAUGACUGUCGCUCCGGAGCUUGGCGUGAGAACAGAAUGCAUGUCCAUGUCUCCAAAAUCGACUCUUACUCUCGAAUAUUCUUCCCAACCGCCUUCGGCCUUUUCAAUCUUGUCUACUGGAUUGGAUAUCUGUAUCUUUAAAGAUGUUGAGCAAGUGGGAGAAGGACUCUAGUAAUAUCGCAAAUCAUCUGUAAAUACUUCAUCUGCUAAAUCCAGCAGCAUAAAUCUUUGAGGGAAGGGACAUAUGAAGCUUGUGAGGUUGGAUGUAUUAAUACUUAAUGUGUCUUUAAUCGUACCGGGUAUGUGAUUUAUUAGAGGUUUAAAUCUUGAAAGGAUGAUUACAAUGAUUACUAUACAGCGUAUUACCAGCGAUAUCAUUGUUUUUGAGAAGGAAAUGCAAAUAGUUUGAUUUUCCAUCAGUUAAGCUGGCCAUAUCAAACAGAUUUCAGCUAUAUUGCCUAGUUUAAAAGCCACAAAAAUCAGCAGAUUUUAAAAAAGAAAUGCAAUAUUAGUGUUACCACUGCAGCUGUGUUAUCUUCAGGUUGUUAUCUCUCUAGCUGAAGCAAAAUUAUUAUUUGCAAUGAACAGUAGAUAAGAUAUUAGUCGCUUCUGAUGCAAAUUUUCCAAGAUAGUAGAUAGAAUAGCUAGCUGUGAGAAAAGUAGUAGCCUAUUUGUGCAUAUUAAUCAGAAUUUCUUA